This is a messenger RNA of Parasteatoda tepidariorum (common house spider), 2086 nucleotides long. RefSeq names its product GDI interacting protein 3 (gene Gint3). NCBI's taxonomy places the organism in Eukaryota, Metazoa, Arthropoda, Arachnida, Araneae, Theridiidae. The record is from RefSeq and is a predicted model, not a curated record. Gene Ontology annotation, molecular function: protein binding. Gene Ontology annotation, cellular component: cytoplasm.
UUUUUCUGUUUUAUUUCAUAUUUUCUAUUUGGCAACGUAAUGGAAUAAAUAAAAUUUUAAUUCUUAAAAAAAAUUAUUGCAAACUGUGAGGAAAAAAAAUUAAUCUUUGCAUUAUUCAUAGAGCUUAUUUCAAUAAAGGUCUAUCCUAUGAUGAAAUGUCAUCACCGAAUAUCUUUUCUAGCCUUACUGCUCCUUCUGGUGUAAUAGAUUAUUUUCAAUCAUUCCUUCCGGAAGACAUAAGUUCCCUAUUCGAUGAUAAUUUUCCAAGUAUAGAUCCUAUAGACGACUUUCAACUUCAAAUUUUGCGUGUAACAUUAUUUAUACUUUGUGUUAAUCUAAUUUUCAUAUGGAUAGCUUGGAGAAAGUAUGGAGAAAAAAUAACUGAAAGAUUUAUGAAACCUGCUUCCAGCAAAAGUCUUGAAGAUUUGAAGAGAGAAGCUACUGAAUUGAAACUACCAAAAGAACAUACUCCAAGAAUAUAAUUUUUUUCUUCUUUACAAUAUGAAUCCAAUUAAAAAAUUAUUUAAUAAAAUAAAUACUGAAAGGAAAUUUAAAGAAGCUGGCCCAGGGCAUAAACUCAAUGAAGUUUCUAAUAGAGAUCACCCCACGCCUUCUUCCAGCAGUAAAGGUAGACCUAGUCAACACAUCUCAUCUGAGGAAGCACGCCGUGCCGGACAAGCAGCAUUGGCCAGAGUUGAACAAAGGCAGAGCUCUCAAAGUACAGUAAAUUGGUCGCUGAAAGCAACCAAAGCACAAGCUAGAAAAGAGAUGGAACUUGAAAAUGCUGCUAAGGCCAAAGCUGAGGCUAAGUCAAAAAAGGAGGUUGUCAAAACAGACCAUUCCAUUUUAGCUGUAUCUGGGGUAUAUUUUAAGUGUCCUUUACUUGGUCCAGAAAUUUUACCAAGGAAUGAAAUGGAGGAACGGAUAAAGACCUUUUUGUAUGAACAAUAUGAAGAAGAAAAAGGCCUUACAGCAUGUUUAAUUAUUCACACUUUAAGCAGAAAUAAAGAAAAACUUGGUGUUGCUAUAGAAACUCUUUCUAGAUAUCUAACAAAUAUACUAGACAAUCCAGAAGAAGAGAAAUAUCGGAAAAUUCGAUUGAAUAACAAAGUUUUCCAAGAAAGAAUUGUAGGUAUUGAAGGAGCUUUUGAAUUUCUAUCCGCUGCUGGAUUUUCCAAACAAGUUAUUGACCAUGAAGAAUAUUUAGUAUUUUCAAGGAGUCAUGAAAGUGACUUUGAAAAUAUGCAAAUGUUGAAAGAAGCUCUCUUAAGUGCUGAACCGAUUCUUCCUUGCUUAGACCGAAAUUUGAGAAUAUUGCGUCCUGCUCAAGUAGCUGGUGAAAUAAAUCUUCCAGAAGAGUUUUUUCAUCUUUCAGCUGAAGAACUCAAAAGAGAACAAGAAACUAAAGCAGAAACUGUAGAACUUAUGACUCAACUUCGCACCAAAGCUAUGCGAGAAAGAGAUGAAAUUAGAGAAUUCCAUAGGUAUAAAUUUGCCCUGAUAAGGAUUCGCUUCCCAGAUGAUAUUUUCAUGCAGGGUACAUUUUAUGUUCAUGAAAAGUUGCAGGCAGUGAAAGAAUUUGUAGCUGAAUAUCUUAGAGACCCUUCAAAGAGCUUUCAGAUUUUGCUCCCAGGAGGAUUAAAGCUUACAGACAACAGUCUUUCGUUAUUAGAAUUAAAGCUAGUGCCUGCAGCCGUUUUGAAUUUGUUGUGGGAGAAUGGUUCCGGUGAAGAUAAUGGAAGUUAUUUAAAACCUGAAAUUGUCGCUCUUCUUAGUGAUGUGUAACCUAUUUUUUAUCUUUAAGAAUAAUUUUAAUGCUAUUGCUAUUUAUGAACUUGGUAAAUUAUUGUUGCAAAGACUAUCCUGUGUAAAAACAUAAUGUAUGUUUUCUUUUUUCAAAUUUAUUUCAAAACUUGUUGCUUUUAAAAGUUCUCCAAAUAUUUAUGUACAAAACAAAAUAAAAAUUUUCAUCUUUGAGCAUAUCUCUAGAAAAAAAAAUAUUUUUAUUGUUCCUAAAACACUAAAAUGCUAUCUUUCCUUACGUGGACACUUCAACAAAGAAGAAAAAAUAAAAAGAUUAAUCUAA